Molecule: messenger RNA, 4963 nt
Organism: Dunckerocampus dactyliophorus (ringed pipefish)
Lineage: Eukaryota; Metazoa; Chordata; Actinopteri; Syngnathiformes; Syngnathidae
Product: Kv channel-interacting protein 1
Exons: 9
Coding region: 454-1149 (231 amino acids)
Biological process (GO): regulation of potassium ion transmembrane transport
Cellular component (GO): voltage-gated potassium channel complex
Molecular function (GO): calcium ion binding; transmembrane transporter binding; potassium channel regulator activity
Source: RefSeq, a predicted model, not a curated record
CCAUAAGUCUGUGCAACAGUGUGCAACGCUUCGUUCUUCGCCAGACGCCCCGACAAGGAGGAGGGAGACAGGGACGGAGAAGGGAAGAUACAUAAAGAGGCACGGAGGAAUUGGGGCUAGACUGAGAGAGGCUUGGGAAACGAGGCAGCUUCAGUCACAGCAUAGACAGAGGUAGCUUCGGAGUGAGAGUUCAUUCACUCUCUUUCUCACACACACACACACACACACACACACACACACACACACACUUACAGACCCUGGAGCGGAAUAUGCAAGACUGUGUGGGUGCGAGGAAGCGGCAUGAGAAGUGAUAGCUGGUCAUGCACACAUGCAGCAGGCUAAUGGACUAACUUAAUUACAGCACGCACUGAGAAGCACACCUUGAUUGCACACACACACACACACGCACACACACACACACAGAGGACACGCUCUCAGUGACCAGCUGUCAAUAUGGGUCUGGUGAUGGGGACUUUCUCCAUGCAGUCCAAGCCGGUCAGCUACCACAAAGAAAACAACGGGACUCUAGGAAGCUUCACCUGGGGUGCCCGGUAUCCAGACAAAGCUGACGAUGACCUGGAGAUGACCAUGGUGUGCCAUCGACCGGAGGGCCUCGAUCAGCUGGAGGCUCAGACCAACUUUAGUAAACGGGAACUCCAAGUGCUCUACCGGGGCUUUAAGAAUGAGUGUCCAAGUGGAAUCGUCAAUGAGGAAACCUUCAAGCAAAUAUACUCCCAGUUCUUUCCGCAUGGAGACGCCAGCAGCUAUGCACACUACCUGUUUAACGCAUUUGACUCGGCGCAGACAGGAUCCAUAAAGUUUGAGGACUUCGUGACCGCUCUGUCCAUCCUGCUGAGGGGCUCCAUCAGGGAGAAGCUCCAGUGGACCUUCAACCUCUACGACAUCAACCGAGACGGAUACAUCAAUAAAGAGGAGAUGACAGAUAUUGUCAGAGCCAUUUAUGACAUGAUGGGGAAGUACACUUACCCCGCCUUGAAAACAGACGCACACAAACAGCACGUGGAUGCCUUCUUUCAGAAAAUGGACAAAAACAGAGACGGCGUGGUCACGCUGGAUGAAUUCAUCUUUUCUUGUCAAGAGGAUGAAAACAUCAUGAGGUCUCUUCAGCUCUUUGAAAAUGUCAUCUAGUCCACACAAGAGAGAGGAAAUGACUACAAACUCACUUUGAAAAGAAGAAGCGACUCGCCGCCGCUAAACUAUUUGGAAGGUGUUUUGCUAAACCACGACGACCAAAUCCGGCUGUGUCCUGCCUCUCUGUGACUUUCCUUGUAUGUCUGGUGUGUAAAUAUUCACUUUUGGUUGACUUUCCACCACUUGAAGUGGCUUACAUCAAUAACCGUGCUCAGUGUGAAUCUCUUUGUUAGGCCGACAAACAUGAGCAAUAUUCUGUAACGCAUGCAAGAAGGGAGGAUCUGUGUGUCAAACGUGUGUGCCAUAAAAAGAAGCAGCAAUAUACCGAGGGGUUAAAGGUCACCCGAUUUCAGCUGCAGAGCCAUCUUGUGACAGAAUCCCUCCAAAGUUGUCCAGAUUUGUUCCACUGGUGUCAAUGUUGUAAGAACUGUUAGGUAUUUAAAGAACCGUAUUUGUUGCUUCUAUUUCCAGCAGGCGUCAUGGCUGCUUGUCUGUCUUUGUAAUUCAGUGUACUUGGAAUUAUUCUACCUGGCAUUUACAUUGGAGAGAAGGUUUUGCAGAGCAAUGUCGUGCAUGUGUGUCCUAUAAUGUGAAUGUUCUCUUUGCCUGACUAUAAAAAAAAGGCGACGUUUGUUGUUCUCGCGUUGAAGGAACAUGUCACGUCGUUUGACCUAAACUCUCACUGUGAGGGAGCGACAGCCGUGCGGGAGGAUGUGUGAAUUUUUUUGAGGGGAGAAAAAGCUGAUUUUGAAGCCAUGUCGUUGAAUAGAAGUCCGAGGGUUUUCUUCCUCCUGCUCCCAAGCCCAGAGGACGGCCUCGAGGCUGUGUGGUUUCAAAUGAACAAGUCAAUGGCCGACAAUGACCCACUUUUCUUUUGUAAACGCAGCCAUUACCUGCCAGGCUGGUGGUUCACAGAUGAUGAGUGAUUCUCUGAAUAUGUUAGGAUAUCAGUUCAAAACUAAUCCAGCCUCUUGCUGUCCUUUGGGCAUGAAAAGUAGAAAAGCCAAAUGGCUGGGCUGUGGGACUUCUUCUGGUGUCAAGUCAUUGUUUAGAAGAGAGGAGAAUAUAGAAGGGUUGGGGCCUCCCCUGCCCCCCCAAACAAGUCUUUUCUGGGGCUUGUUUUGUGUUUUCAACUCACUAUAGGAACUAAAAAUCUAUUUUUCCCUUAGGGGUUUUAGGAAUGUAAUGUUUUUUUCUUUAUUUUGCUCACUUCCCCUGAGAUCUUCUGAGCCCGCCUCAUACUCUGAAAAGCCCUGGUGAUGAAGACUAGACAUUCUUCUCCUGCUGUAACAGUGUACAGUGUUCCAUCGCUCCAUCGCUCCAUCGCGGGUCACUUCCCACCAGUGGCGAGCCAGACAUUCUUCAUUGGGGUGGCCAAGGUGAGACCAGUACUCACACAGGGGUGCCAAGAAAUUGACACCUGAAUUGUCUAGAUGGCCAGUGGGGGGCUGGAGAGCGACCAAAGUAAUCAUGGAAAACUUACCUACUGCUUGCAGUUCAUGCAAGACGCGCUUUUAUUGACAGCUCCUCCACACGGGAAGUAGGCUGAACUAAUAUUCUGCACCACAGAGCCACGUUUGUCAAAAUUGUCCCUCAGCUGUGGGGGUGGCCGGAGAGUGACCAAGGGCCAUUCCUGGCCACCACUGCCUUUCACGGACUGGCUGGUUUGCAAAUUUUUUAAUACAAUUUUAGUGCUUUUUUUUUUUUUUUUUUACAGCAUAUGAACGCUGUUACAGGCCAAGCCUGGCCCUUUAAGAAUUGCAUUGUGGGAAGUUGAGUGUUGUAGUUCUGUGCCUGAGCACAGGUAGCUGUGUCUCUCUCUAUUCUCUCUCUUCUGUCUGCCACGCCCAUUGUCUUCUGCGUCCUGAUUGGCUGCAGACCACUGUCAAUCAAUCUUCUUGUGCCGUCACCUGUUGUGGUUAUGGCUUCCAAACUAGCUAACCGUGUGAGACCAAUACCGCGAAUAAAGUAAACAAUGGAAGAAACAGAAGAAGCUAACCGUGCGUGAGGAAAAUACGACAACGGGAGCAACAUGUUUUAACAAGGAUACAAAAACACAACAGCCGAACGGCGCCAGGACAAAGAGGCUCGGUCAGAGGAGUGAAAUGUGCGUGAGUCACUUCAUUAUUUCUUGUGUUCAACCUAGUAGAUUGAUCAUUCAAAUUCAAAUGAAGGUUUGAACUUCUUUGAGAGUGUUUAAACAAGAGAGAAAUGUUAAUGCCUGUCUGAGGAAAGUGUAUAAAGUGGAGGGUGAGGCGUUUACAGCCUCAAAAGGAACACUGUAUACUGUAUUCUCAUAAGAAUUGAAGAAAGAAACCAGACGAAAAGUGGACUAUUUUCCAGCAAAAUGGCGGACAUCCUAAGCUGAAAUGCACAAAAACUCCAUUUUACAAAUUUCAAAGAAGUUAUUAAUCCAUAUUGAUAGUCAUCAUUUUAAAAUGUCAGUUUUCUACCAAUUACACUGGUUUUGGUACAAACCCUACUAAAUUCUCUUGUACAUCCACAUACAUCCAGGCAGGGGCACAGACUGGUGAGACAGCAUAAAACUGUCCCAAUAAACUUGUGUGCUUUGAAUUGUUGUAUAAAAAUGGAUAUAUUUAUCAAUAAACUUUUUAAGAAAUGAUUGCCACCUUACUGGAUAUUUUUUGUAUGCAUCAAUGAAACCUUCAACAAUGUGGUCACAAAACCUUGUUAUUCACACAAGAAAAGUACAAAAAAAGACACUUAUCUUAAUAUGGCCCACGAAUAAUAUAACCGCCAUUACUGAACAUGCAUCGGCCCCUUUACUAAUCAGCUUACAGCCUCUUUUCUUGCUUUAGAACAUGUUGAGUGCACUAAACCUCAUAUGUACACGUGAUUGUGUCAGUGCACUGUAAAUAAAUGGGAUAAAUCCGGAUAGACAGCAGCUCUGGGGAGGUUGUCAGCGCCAGAAUGAUUACAGAUAUUUGAUUUAGCAGGACAUGCAGGCCUCCGUCUUAUUUAACUUUGUAAAUAAGUGAGCCAAAGUCAAGGAAUGAGAUAAGCUAUUGCAGGGGUGUCCAAACUUUUUCCAACGAGGGCCACAUACUGAAAAGUGAAAAGGAUGCAACUUUGAUAUUUUGUGAAGCAACACAUGUAGAUAUGCUGAGAAGCGAAAUAUAGUUCAAGAAAAAGCUGCAUCUCAGUGUUGUGAUGUAAGUGAAAAAGCCUAUUAUUAGUUUGAACUCCUCUCUUUGCUCUUGUUUUCCUUUUCGUAAUGUUAGGACUUUAUUGCCAUAAGAUUAUGACUUUAUUCCCAUCCUAUUAUCAUUUUUUCCCCAACAUGAUUUUCCACAUAUUACAACAUUAUUUUGUUUUGUUUGUUUUAAAACAACUCUGAAAAAAAUAAAAAAAAUGUAAAUAUUUCACCUCUAUGCUACAAAAAUGAUAUUACUUUGUCUCAUAUUGCAAGUUUAUUCUAGUAAAAUUACAACUUUUUUUUGUUAGAAUUUCUUUUCUUUUUUCUCUUCAUAUUUGGCCUUUAUUCUUGUAAAACUACAGCUGUUUUCCCCCAACUAUUUUACUUCUCUCCUUGUAAAUGUUCUUGUAAUUAUGAGUUUAUUCCCAUACUCCAUCCGUCCAUAUUUUAUACCACCUGUCCUCACUAGGGUCACGGGUGUGCUGGAGCCGAUCCCAGCUGUCUUCGGGUGGGAGGCGGCAUACACUCUGGACUGGUCGCCAGCCAAUCGCAAUUUUUUCCCGUAAUAUUUGGACUUUAUUUUUUUAACAUUCAAACUUUUUCCGCUAACUAAUUUUCCAAAAAUUACAACUUUACUAAUGUUUUUGUUUGUUU